This is a messenger RNA of Lycium barbarum (goji berry), 540 nucleotides long. Its product is annotated as small ribosomal subunit protein eS28. The record is from RefSeq and is a predicted model, not a curated record. Lineage: Eukaryota; Viridiplantae; Streptophyta; Magnoliopsida; Solanales; Solanaceae. The coding region runs from base 144 to 341 and encodes 65 amino acids. Gene Ontology annotation, molecular function: structural constituent of ribosome. Gene Ontology annotation, cellular component: cytosolic small ribosomal subunit; ribosome. The transcript has 2 exons. Gene Ontology annotation, biological process: translation; maturation of SSU-rRNA; ribosomal small subunit assembly.
AGUCGGAUCUAAUAAAAAGCCCAAAUAGUUACUGGGCCGAGAGCUCUAUCUCAUUAUAGCCGCGAAACCCUACUAUAAACACUUCUAGGGUUUUAACAAUCUCCAUUUUCUAUACAACAAGCAACCUCUCUUCUCACCAAAGAAUGGAAUCCGCAACCAAGCAUGCCGUUGUGGUGAAAGUCAUGGGUCGUACCGGAUCCAGAGGACAGGUGACUCAAGUGAGAGUCAAGUUUCUUGACGAUCAGAACAGGUUUAUCAUGAGAAAUGUCAAGGGACCAGUCAGAGAGGGUGAUGUUCUUACACUGUUGGAGUCUGAGAGGGAGGCCAGGAGAUUGCGCUGAGCGCAUAGUAAUGAAUGCCACAUUGAACUUCCCUUGGAUACUUCAAUAGUGGCUGGAAUUUAGUCCCUUUUUUUCUUCGGUUUUGUUUGCUUAGACUCGUAAGUUUGGACAUAUCAAUUUUGGUCAUGGUUUUAACCAUGAUAGUCGUGUAAUUUUGGUGCACUCCCAUUUGGAAUAGUUUUAUGAUAUUAUUUUACUA